Eutrema salsugineum is the source of this 1128-nucleotide messenger RNA. Its product is annotated as F-box/kelch-repeat protein At4g39550. Gene Ontology annotation, molecular function: protein binding. The record is from RefSeq and is a predicted model, not a curated record. Lineage: Eukaryota; Viridiplantae; Streptophyta; Magnoliopsida; Brassicales; Brassicaceae. Bases 1 to 1128 code for a protein of 375 amino acids. The transcript has a single exon.
AUGUCGUCCCCGGAGAAAAAGAAGAAGAGGAAGACGACAACGAUGACCCCAAACCCUUCGCUGCUUCCAGAUGAUUUGCUAGUGUCCAUAUUCGCACGCAUAUCGAGAUUGUACUACCCUACUCUCUCAUUAGUCUCCAAGAGCUUCCGCUCGCUCCUUGCUUCACCGGAGCUUUACGAGACCCGAUCACUCUUGGGCAACACUGAGAGUUGUCUCUAUGUAUGCUUACAGUUCCCUACCCCUCGCUGGUUCACUCUUUCCCGGAAACCUGACCACACCCUACCCAACACCACCAGUGAGAAGAAGUCAAGUGGGUAUGUUUUGGCUUCGAUCCCAGCUCCACAUUCUCCUGUUUCUUUCUGGUCAGGUCUCGUCUCGCUUGGCUCUAAUAUCUACAACAUUGGCGGAUACCCUGCCUCGUCUAGCGUCUCGAUCCUCGACUGCCAGUCUCACAAGUGGCACGAUGGUCCAAGCCUCCAGGGAAAGAGGAUGUCCCCUUCUGCUAGCGUCUUUGAUGGAAAGAUAUACGUAGCUGGAGGCUGCAAAGAUGAAGAUUCAGAUGACUUCGACUCUAUAGAGGUGUUUUACCCAAGUUCACAAGUUUGGGACCUUGUGCCCAAAGAUUGCUAUAAGCGGAACUGGGAUUGUAUACCUAGAAGCUCAUUUAUUGAAGGAAAGCUCCACCUUUUACUCGGGAGAAAAGGCCUGACUUACGAUCCAAAGGAAAAUAAAUGGGGCUCGCUCCAACGAGAAUUGUGUGAACGUAGGAUCUGGAUUUCUCAGUGCGUGAUAGAAGAUGUUUUGUAUUGUUACCAUGAUCGAGCUAUCCAAUGGUAUAGCACUAAGGAUAGGCUGUGGAGAAAAGUUAAGGGUUUGAAAGGAUUGCCUAAGUUUGCUUGUCGUGCUCGUGUUAGAUUGGCUGAUUACGGUGGAGGAAAGAUGGUGGUUUUGUGGGACAAGUUUUUGCCUUCAAGUGGAUAUAAGAACAAGGUGAUUUGGUGCGCCGUGAUUGCGCUUGAAAGAUGCAGCAGUGGAGGAGAGGUUUGGGGGAAGUUGGAGUGGUGUGACGCGGUUCUAUUGGUCCCCAUGUCAUAUGUGUUUGUGCAUGCUCUUGCUGUUAUUGUUUGA